CUAGUGAAGGUUUGAAUUAAUCUGGGGUGAAGGCUUGAGUAGUUUUCUAUUCUGGGGCUUGAGAUUCUCAAGUUGAGAAUAUAGUUGUUUUACUGUUCUGACCAGACAAUGAACUGUUUAAUUAAAAACUGUCCCCUGACAGAAGACAGAAUUAAAACAAAAAUAAACUAACAGUAAAUAUAGGUCAUUCUGCUUGUUUGCUUUUGAUUGUGUGCUUUUUUUUAGAAUGAACAGAAAGUUAUUUUCAUUGUGCACAUUUUAUAAAAAUUAUAGAUUCGGUGCCAUAACUAGAAAUAAUUACAAAAAUGUACACAGUAAUAUAAACUUAAAACUUAAACCACCUAUUAAUUAUACUCGAUAUUCCACUCAUGAACAUAACAUUGCCACUUAUGAAGAAAUUAGAGAAAUUGGCAGAGAAAAAUCAAAAAAAGUUUUGUUAAUAGAUGUUAGAGAACCAGAAGAGCUUCUCGAGACUGGAGUGUUACCAUCAAGUAUUAAUAUACCUUUAGGAAAUUUAGAAAGUGUAUUGAGAGAUAUGUCAAAUGAAGAGUUCUUAAAGAAGUAUGGAAGAGAAAAACCCAAUGAACACUUUCCCUUGAUAUUUUCCUGCAAAUUGGGCAAAAGAAGUGCAACGGCAUGUGAAAUUUGUCAAAGAUUAGGUUUUAAAAAUUUUUUUCUUUUUAGUAUAAAAAAUUAUGCAGGAGGAUGGACAGGUUGGAGUGAAAGGAAUUAUGCUGACUUAAAUAUACAUGUGACAUGUGACUCCAUAGAAGAAAAUAAAGAUAAUGAACGCAAAUCAACAUUAAUCUCUGAUGAACGGUACAAGACAGUUUCCUUGAAGAAGUGAAUAAACUGAAAGAUGAUCCU
Messenger RNA from Anoplophora glabripennis (Asian longhorned beetle), 867 nucleotides. RefSeq names its product heat shock protein 67B2-like. The record is from RefSeq and is a predicted model, not a curated record. Gene Ontology annotation, cellular component: mitochondrion. The coding region runs from base 227 to 847 and encodes 206 amino acids. The transcript is spliced from 5 exons. Gene Ontology annotation, molecular function: thiosulfate-cyanide sulfurtransferase activity. NCBI's taxonomy places the organism in Eukaryota, Metazoa, Arthropoda, Insecta, Coleoptera, Cerambycidae.